Messenger RNA from Chiloscyllium plagiosum (whitespotted bambooshark), 1716 nucleotides. Its product is annotated as heat shock 70 kDa protein 1A-like. Lineage: Eukaryota; Metazoa; Chordata; Chondrichthyes; Orectolobiformes; Hemiscylliidae. The record is from RefSeq and is a predicted model, not a curated record. Gene Ontology annotation, molecular function: ATP-dependent protein folding chaperone; ATP binding.
AUGCCGUCGAACCGGCCUCCGAAGACUGUCAGGUCUAUUAUCAAGGCCGCGACCGCCAUCCACAGGUUCUGGCCGAGCCGCCACAACAGCUUUAAGGCAGCUCAGCACCGGCGCUACCACUGCGCCAGAUUAGUGUGUCAUUCCAGCCGCGCCGCUACCAAGGUCUCCCGCCUGCGACACCUGAAGAUCUACUGGGGCACACUGUUGAACCACCUCGUGGUGCAGCCAGUCACCACCGGCGCCGGGAAUGGGAAACGCCGCAGGCGCAAGAAGACUGCAACCCGGAAAUGGCUGGGCCGCAGGAAGAGAGGGAAGCUCAGCAGGAGGAAAGUCCGCAGCAAGAUUACGGUCCGUAUCGACUUCUACACCUCCAUCACCAGGGCUCGGUUUGAGGAGCUGAAUGCUGACCUGUUCAGAGGGACUCUGGAACCAGUGGAGAAAGCUCUGAGAGAUGCCAAGUUGGACAAGUCACAGAUCCAUGACAUUGUCUUGGUUGGGGGUUCCACCCGCAUCCCCAAGAUUCAGAAACUGCUGCAAGAUUUCUUCAGUGGCAAGGAGCUGAACAAGAGCAUCAAUCCUGAUGAGGCUGUGGCCUAUGGGGCAGCUGUUCAAGCAGCUAUUCUGAUGGGGGACAAGUCAGAGAAUGUUCAGGAUCUACUUCUCCUGGAUGUCGCUGCCCUGUCUCUGGGUCUCGAGACAGCAGGAGGUGUCAUGACUGCACUCAUCAAGCGCAACACCACCAUUCCCACCAAGCAGACCCAGAUCUUCAGCACCUACUCUGAUAACCAGCCUGGUGUCCUUAUUCAGGUGUAUGAAGGGGAGCGAGCCAUGACCAAGGACAACAAUCUCCUGGGUAAAUUUGAGUUGAGUGGCAUUGCUCCUGCCCCUCGUGGUGUGCCUCAGAUUGAGGUCACCUUUGAUAUCGAUGCCAAUGGCAUUUUGAAUGUCUCUGCUGUUGAUAAGAGCACUGGCAAAUCGAACAAGAUCACCAUCAGCAAUGACAAGGGCAGGCUGAGUAAGGAGGAGAUUGAGAGGAUGGUGCAGGAUGCGGAAAAGUACAAGAAUGAGGAUGAAGCCCAGCGGGAAAGGAUCGGAGCCAAGAACAGUUUGGAGUCCUACGCCUUCAACAUGAAGAGCACAGUGGAGGAUGAGAAUGUGAAAACUAAGAUCAGUGAGGGAGACCGGAAGAAAAUUCUUGAGCAAUGUAACCAGGCAAUCCUGUGGCUGGAGAACAACCAGAUGGCAGACAAGGAGGAGUUUGAGUACCAGCUGAAAGAACUGGAAAAGCUGUGCUGUCCCAUCAUUGCCAACUUGUACCAAGGAGGAGCAGCAGCAGCAGGGGGUUCUUGCAGAGCCCAGGCUGGAUGUGCCACUUCCACAGGACCAACAGUGGAGGAGAUGGAUUAAAGGACUGGAAAGUCAGAGCCUCCGCAAUCCAGGACUGAACUUUAGACUGGGACUUGGUUAGCACCAAGAUAUCUCUCUUUCAGUGACUGGGAGAGGAGAGGGUUGCUGCAGAAAUUACUGCCACCUAUAACAGUUAUGAUGUCACUGAUCUUGGACCCUAUUGACAUUUGCAGUUUUUAUUACUUUUGUUGAAAUAAUUUUCUGAAUCAUGUGAAAGAAGAUGAAUGUGUUUGCCAUCUUGUUGUAUUUGUUUGAUAUGAAAUAGUUCUUAAUGUACAGAAAAGUAUUUAUUUUUGUUUACAACUGCUC